Blastomyces gilchristii SLH14081 is the source of this 2130-nucleotide messenger RNA. RefSeq names its product CMGC/SRPK protein kinase. NCBI's taxonomy places the organism in Eukaryota, Fungi, Ascomycota, Eurotiomycetes, Onygenales, Ajellomycetaceae. Gene Ontology annotation, molecular function: protein kinase activity; ATP binding. Gene Ontology annotation, biological process: regulation of mRNA processing; protein phosphorylation; spliceosomal complex assembly. The transcript has 6 exons. The coding region runs from base 102 to 1298 and encodes 398 amino acids. The record is from RefSeq and is a predicted model, not a curated record.
UUAUUAAUGUUCAACUGUGAGCUAACAUAGUUAGUUACCCUCUAUUAUUGAUAAUUAAAAUUAACCUUGAAACACAUUCGUUCUCCGUUGCCAUCGCCGUAAUGAAUUUCUUGAAAAGCUUACUCCCUACCACUCGACGAAUGUCAAACUCGCGGAGCCACAUUAGCAAGCUAUCAGAAGAGCCGUACCAAAAGUACAGCUCAGGCGGAUAUCAUCCUACGAGGCUGGGUGAUGUGUUUGAUGAAAAGUAUCAGGUCGUUAGAAAGUUAGGUUACGGCCAGUAUUCAACAGUGUGGCUAGCGCAAGAUAUAAAGACUAAUGGAGUUGUUGCCUUGAAAAUCCUGCAAGCUGAUUUUAGCGUUGACGGGAUGAGAAAUUAUGAACUCGAAAUGCUACGGUUCAUGAAAAGUGACGGAUCUACCCACCCUGGGAAAAGGCAUAUUCUCAGCCUUUGUGAUGAUUUUCAACACCACGGGCCGCAUGGAGAUCAUAUAUGCCUAGUGCACGAGGCAACAGGCCCAGACCUAGCAAAGUAUCAACGUCGCCUCCCAGAGGCUCAGAUACCUGUGCCAACGGUCAGGCAGAUUGCAAAGCAGCUCUUACUUGCACUUGAUUAUCUCCACCGUUCUUGCAGCAUAAUCCAUACCGAUAUCAAACCAGGGAACAUUCUUAUUGAGAUGGAUGAAAACGAGCCGAUUGCCCUACGUGCCCUACCAUCAGAUGUAUCUAAAUCUUCGGAAUUUUAUAUGGCUUCUGAGCCUCUUCCUAUGAAUAGUGAUGUUUCAACCAUUAAUGUUUUUUUAGCUGAUUUUGGUACUGCUAGUUGGGUUGAUAGGCACUUAACAGAGUUUAUCCAGCCUCGCUGCCUACGAGCACCCGAGGUUAUACUGGAGGCUAAAUGGGAUGCAAGUACCGACAUAUGGAAUGCAGGAUGUGUUAUCUAUGAGCUUUUAACAGGAAAAUACCUGUUUGAUGGCUGUCCAAGUGCAGCGGGUUCUUAUGCCCCUGAACAUCAUUUGUCCCAAAUGGUCGCUCUUUUCGGCCGUUUUCCUAUAGACCUACUCAAUAGAGGCCAAGCGUCAGAGAAAUACUUUGACUCGGAAGGUAAUCUUAAAGGCAUCCCUGCCAUGUCUGGAUUCUCAUUGGGUGGGUUCAUCGAAAACGGGAGCUUCCAUUCUAUCCAGGAGAAGGAAGACUUUAUCCAGUUCCUUCAAUCCAUACUUGUUCUUGCCCCGGAAGAGCGAAAGCCCGCUCAUCUGUUGCUUGAGGAGUCGUGGUUAAACAAAGAAUAUCGCUGAAGCUUGCUUUUCUGAAGCUUUUUUGAACAAAGCACGCUCUAUGACGCAUACGCCAUUUUCUGCUCAGCUCACCACCCACCGAAUAAAUCAAGUUUAUAAAACCUUUCCAUAUACUACAGAGCAGAAAUUUAUAGCAAAUUAUACGAACAGGGAUAGAUCCAAUUGCCUCUUCAAAGUCUAUCCCCCAUUUGUUGAGCUGCUAGGUUUGACUGCGUUGAGGUGACCGAAGCGCCAUCAAUGUCAAACACUGCCUGGCAUCCUACCGCGGUAUAAGGAAAACGGAAGCCAUGUCCAUCAUUUGCAUUGGGUUCAGUAUCUCUGCUAGGCUCGAGUAGGCAAUAGUAUAAUGUCAUUGGAUCAUUUUCAAGCACCCGAAGAAUCACUUUCAUGCGACCAUUUGUCAGCCGGCUAUACUCAUGGCCUCCUUGAAUCAUAUGAUAUUCGAAUGCUUGGGUAACAGCUACACAAGAUAGAAAUGCAGAGUCAUAAACCCGCUUUUCAUCCACAUUCGUCGGUAUAGUCACUCAUUGGACAACUUCUUCUAGCAUUCUGAAGGAAGCGAUGGAAGUAGCUAGAAUCCAAGUUACUUUGUCCUCUCCAUUUUUGGACAAGUUAUAGAUAAUUUCUUUGACAAUCAAACAUCCACAUAUGAAGACCUGAGUCUGUGGAUGACCUCAAGUCAGCCAUCUCAGGUGCAUCUUCUUGCAUAGACAUGACACAAUGCCAUCACUAUAGUGCAAGAUAUCCAAAAUUCCCGCGAUUCAUUGUCCAUUCUUCUUCACUUUCCUUCAAAUGAAGAAGAAAGGCCAUUUCUACAUCUAUAACAAGCUUC